CCCCGGGGCCACGGCCCGUGCGACUGGGUGUCAGUCGCACACGGGACGGGACGCACGGUAAGCAGCAGCCCGAGAACGCCGCGCCACCACCGACAGCAGCAGUAGCACCAUGGCGUGCGCCACGCUCAAGAGGUCCUUGGAGUUCGACCCGGUGCACAGCCACGGCCGGCCCAACAAGCGGCGGAGGUGCAUGCCGAUAUCGUGCUCGUCGCCCGGCGCGUCCGCGUCGUCGUCGCGCGGCGCACCGCUGCCGCAGAAACCGUCGCCGUUCGGCGAGAUAGCCAGCAAAUUGACGCCUGAAAAGAUGGCAGCCAACAUCAGAGAAGAAAUCCGCAGAUUGCAGCGACGUAAACAAUUGCACUUUCAUCCUCAGACCAACAGUGGCGAUUCAUCAGACAUGGAAGGACCUUCCAGUCCUUCUGGUCCGUCUGGCUCCUCGUUAACUCCCUUUAGUCAUAAUACUAGCGGAAAGGAAAAACCACUUUUCACAUUUAGACAGGUUGGCUUGAUUUGCGAACGAAUGCUCAAGGAACAAGAAACGCAAAUCCGAGAAGAGUAUGAUCAGAUCUUACAUUUAAAGCUCUCCGAACAGUAUGACGCUUUCGUCAAAUUUACAUACGAUCAGAUACAGAAAAGAUUCGAGUCCGCAGCUGCACCGAGUUAUCUAUCAUAAGAAAAGAUUCUUAUUUAUAAGAAAACAUUUCUGUGAGGAAUAUUAGAUUUCUACUGUGUGAGACAAAUUUCGCUUGCGCCGAGGUCUGCAGCGCCGCCUCGCUUCAGGAAUCAACUUUAAAAGGAUAACAAACCACGGUUUCAGCAGUGUUUAAUAAAAAAAGGACUAAAAAAAGAGAAAAUGGGGGAAAGGAGAAGAAAAAAAUAAUGAUUAGUAACGUAAGUUCGUAGAGAGAACGAGAGAGAGAGAAAGGGAGAGAGAGAAAGCAAAUUGCGGAGAAUUGUAAACAUAUUAUGAAAAUCUACCAUGUAUACUUUCGAGACUAACAAUAUUUGUACUGUUCGACAUUAGAAGUGCGCUGGUAUCAGGGAACUGAUUCUACUUAUGUACAAAUGUUAUUACGGUUAAAAAUACGAUAUGUGUACACAGUGCAAGACUAUAGCGCCGCGAGGCUUGAUAUCCAGCUGAGAGAGCGAGAGCGAGAGAGAGAGAGAGAGAGAAUGUGUGCGAAAGAGAAAAAGCUGAGAGAUUUCUUUCUAGCUUAUCACACGGAUAUAUUUUUCUCUUAGCUUGUUGUUUGGGAUAUUGUAAAACGGGCAGAAAUUUUGGAGAUUCUGUGCUUAUCAUACAGAUAGAGCAUUGUGUCGAAUACUAAGUAAGGUAUUUCAGUAAGUUUUUUUUGUUCGUUUGUCUUGAUGCUACGACAGUUUAGAUAUUGCUCAAGUAUAUACGGCAACCAAUGCUCUAAGCAUCUUAUUGCAAACGUGUGAGAUGACAUUUUGCGACUUUUGAGGUAAGAGACAGCGUGCAUUCGCGAAUGAUUGCCUUUCUCGAAUCCUAACUGCUCGGCGAGGAGUGGAACGGUAUUUAGAAUUCGAUGUAUGAUUGCGUAAAUUAAGAAAUUAAAUAACUCUAUGUCUUUUACUUGUAAACUGAAAUCUACAAGAAUACGUUAAUGUAAUAACUUGUUAAAUUGUGCUGAAUUUGUUUUGAUUGAUUCGCGAGUUACAAUGCGCUCGCAUUAAACCUUAAUGUUUUCUUUGCCUAGAAAAUUUUCUGUUUUACUAAGAUUAAUAAUUAUAAAAAGGUAAAAUUGAAUGUUUUCCCUGUUGUUUUCUUAUUGUCUUUCAAGUAAAAUUCUUGUAAAAAGAAAAGGAACGAUCUCAUUUAAGAUAUAAACGUUACGAGAGCUGUAAAAGUGUCGGGAUAAUAUUGUAGAUUAUAGUAGGUAUUGUACGAAGGCAUUGUGAAGCGUAACUAUUUGGAAUAAAGAUUUCAUAAAAUCUCGUCACGCACAGCAUUUCUGUUCCCUGGUAGCAACGAAUUUCUGUAGUUGUAAUUAAAAAAAAAGUGCUGAAUAAUGAAUAUAACUAUAUAUCGUACUCUUUAACUGUGCCUAUUAUUAGACAUAUUUGUCACGAUUAUUACUAUUACUAUGUUAUUAUUUACUGUUAUCGCCGGCGUGAAAAAAAUUUUUUAUAGUUUAUAGCAGUCCAGUUGUACGUGGAGUACUACAUCCUGCGCGCGAUAUAUUUUCUUCCCCUUUUUUUUUUACUCGAUUAAGAUAAGAAUCCUGCGAGUCUUGGUGGCUGCGUGCAUUUUUUUCGUGUUCCAGCGUGAAAAUUCUGUUCCGCCGAGUAUUAAAAAAAAAAAAGAAAGCAUUUUAGAGCACCAAGUGGAAAGUUCUGUAAGCACAAUGUAAAGUGAUCUUUCGAUCGACUAUAUGCCUAUGGUCACGAUUGUCUUGGGAAGCGAUACAAUUUCGAGGGGCAUUCGAAUUACUACUGCCUUUUUCAUAUUGCGCAAAAGAAAGGAAAGAAAGUGUCUCUCAGUUACCACAAUAUUUUUGGGAGCAUCGUUACGCCGAUGGUGUUCACGCUCACACACGUAUACACAGAAAAGUAUAUAUAUGUUACAUCGACUGUCUAUCGACUAUUGAAUGUGAAGAAAGGAAAUAAAUUACGAGAGAGAAAGAGAGAAGAAGUAUAAGUGGGUUUAAUUAUUAACACUAAGUAAUGUCUACUUGAAGCUCGCAAUAGGUAUCGUUUACCGUUGAAGAAAAUCGUGGAAACGCGCACGAGCGACCGUUUAACCAAUUCAGGGGAUUUUGUUUAAACUGCAGAAAAUACCUCCGUAUUAUUGUGUAAACAUUCAUUAUCGAAAUAAACUUAAGACUGAA
Molecule: messenger RNA, 2852 nt
Organism: Vollenhovia emeryi
Lineage: Eukaryota; Metazoa; Arthropoda; Insecta; Hymenoptera; Formicidae
Gene: akirin
Product: akirin-2
Exons: 5
Coding region: 110-673 (187 amino acids)
Biological process (GO): positive regulation of transcription by RNA polymerase II; positive regulation of innate immune response
Cellular component (GO): nucleus; chromatin
Molecular function (GO): transcription coregulator activity
Source: RefSeq, a predicted model, not a curated record